AUGAAUGAAUCCGCUCAAGGCAGCAAUCCUGGAGACCUUGAUGAUCUCAAUCGGGCGGUAAACGUGCAUGAUCUAGUGGCUCAGUAUCGUGUUCUCGCCCGUGAAUAUACUCAACAAGUUGCUAUGAAGGACGAGUUGUUUGGGCGUGAAAAAGAACUCCACCGGCUACUCAUAGCAGUUGAUGAAAUGCUUCAGCAGGUUCUCAUGGAUAGAGAAAAUCUUCAGGUCUCUUACCGGGCCAUGGAACUCCAAGGCACUUCGGUAUCAGAGGAUGAAAAGCGUUCCAAACAAGCCAUCAUCAACACCCAGCAAUCAGAAGUUGAGGAGACACAGGAAGAUCUCAAAGUUGAAUUGGACGAUUCGAAAGCUGUGGAUGCCACGAUUAAUGAAAAGAUUGCAGAAAUUCGGGACCGGCUUGAAGAAAUCGACAAGAUAAUUCAAGAAGCUCAUCCUGAAGUUGCCGACCUUCAAAUUCCCUGA
Clonostachys byssicola is the source of this 480-nucleotide messenger RNA. The record is from the annotation of a GenBank genome assembly. Lineage: Eukaryota; Fungi; Ascomycota; Sordariomycetes; Hypocreales; Bionectriaceae.